This is a messenger RNA of Blastomyces gilchristii SLH14081, 1510 nucleotides long. RefSeq lists its product as uncharacterized. Lineage: Eukaryota; Fungi; Ascomycota; Eurotiomycetes; Onygenales; Ajellomycetaceae. The transcript is spliced from 2 exons. Bases 317 to 1510 code for a protein of 397 amino acids. The record is from RefSeq and is a predicted model, not a curated record.
GUUAGCGGCAUCUUGACAACAUCACAACUUGGCCUUCGAUGGCUUCAAUCUCGCCUUGCCAACAACGAGAUUCCUCAAACUCAACUUCCUUCCCCCCCCUGAAACGCGGAUAGAUGGACUUGAAAUGGAUAGAAGAGCCACUUGAGCACGUAUAUUUGCUUUCCUCCUUUUGCUUUAUAUUUCAUGUUGUGAACUCCAGGACCAUUGAAUUUCUCGAACCGGCUAGAUAGUGGUGAAUUACGCAAUAAAUAAAAGCACCCUGUCUAACACGUUAUUUUAGCUCUGAUCUAGGAUAUUUUUACCAACCACGUCUAAAAUGGAGGGCAUGUAUACUGGGCUUCAAAGGAGGCAAUUAUUCGAGUCAUUGGAUGCUUUUAAAGCAUUUGUACGUGCAGCAUCAAUAAAACAGUGCUGGAACAUGUGCGUCAUCAGAAGCAACAAGGAGAGCGUCGCUUUGGGUUGCAGGUCAUCCUCCGAUUGUACGUUUCGCGCCAUCUGCCGCACAGGCCAUGACUACACAUACGUAACCUCUGUCACCGACGUCCAUUCCUGUCGCGCUUCGCUAGACGCCCCCAUACCACCCAUUCACCGAGCUCAAGUCUCCCGCCUCGCCUUUCUGAUGAAUGAAAUCCCGAAGUUUUUUGAUACCAGUACCAAAGUCACAUCCGAAGAGGCUGCGGCAGCUAUCAAACGAUAUUAUGGCACUGAAGUGUCCCCCAAACAGACAUAUCGCGCUUUAAGGAGGCUAGGUAUGCACCAGGGUAGACGUCGAGGUCGUCCGCCCCUUCCUAGCGUGACAUGGCCAAUAGCGGAUGAUAUAUCCAAUCACGCCAUCGGGAAUUCCCAACCACAACCACCACAACAAGAACUGCAACAACAACCGCAGCAACAACCGCAGCAACAACCGCAGCAACAACCGCAGCAACAACCACAGCAACAACCACAGCAACAACCACAGCAACAACCACAGCAACAACCACAGCAACAACCACAGCAACAACCACAGCAACAACCGCGGCAGCAGCAGCAACAGCAACAACAUGAACCAGCUGUGAACAAGUGGUCACAAAACUUACCCAUAUUGCCGAUCGAUGUCGACACUGAUCACGAUGAUGGCGAUGUUGACUUCGACAUUCUAGAAAGUAGCCGCAUUGCGCCUCAACCAAGCAUGCCACAACCGAGCCCGGAGACCGUCGCUCGAUCUCAUCAUGUCCCUACUGCACUCAAUUCUGCGCCUCCUAAUAAAAGCCAAAAUUCAGGCAGUGGAAAUAAUGAUACUCAACCCACCCCACAAGGUCGUACCCAGGCGCGCAACGUUCAGCGCCGUCCUCCCAAAGUGUCCGCGGAUGUGAAGGUUGAGUUUCCGUGCGCAGCUUGUGGGGCGAUUAACCAAGGAUUCUUUCCUAUCCGGGGCCAAGCCACAACUACGAUAGUUGGCAAUCAAUUGAUAGGAAGUGGGAAUCAUGUCGCCUACGAUUUAGGUAUGCACCAGUCAGAAGAAGGGUCAUGA